GCAAAAGGUAGAAACUUCUGAGUGACACCGUCUGCACCAGAUCCCAAGGACUGAAGACCAGCGCAAUGUCCAUCGUCAUGCUGUUCAUACUCUUUGUGACAGCCUCCCUGGGGAACGUGCUGGCUGAACAAUACCCGUACCCAGUGAACUGUGGAGAACCCAGAUUGUGUUCCUAUAAUGUGGGUGCUCACUGCAUCAAGGGCCGGAGUGGUCCCGUGUAUGGACAUUGUGACUUCCAGAACGCCAUAUGCAAUGGCGAGGAGUGGGACCCCAGCAACAGCUGCUUUCUGCCCUACCCACUCUUUUGCGACCUACCGCCCGACCAACGCCCAUGUUAUCUUGACCCCCAACCCUGGUGUGUGGAGGGUCGCUCAGAGCCCGUGCGAGGUCACUGUGCCAUCCAGUACGCCAUUUGUGACGAAAACGCCGUGGUUGAUACAAGCAAUAGCUGCUUGCGUGAGACAAGUCUCCUCCUUCGUUGAACGUUUGCACUUCAUUGUUUAUUAUCCUUACUGACCACGUGACCUUUGUACUAUGUGGACUAAUAAAGUGCAG
Pomacea canaliculata is the source of this 555-nucleotide messenger RNA. RefSeq lists its product as uncharacterized. The record is from RefSeq and is a predicted model, not a curated record. The coding region runs from base 66 to 482 and encodes 138 amino acids. The transcript is spliced from 4 exons. Lineage: Eukaryota; Metazoa; Mollusca; Gastropoda; Architaenioglossa; Ampullariidae.